AUUUCAUUAAAAUAGUUAAUGAUUCUGCAAUAUCUGCCUAGUUUUAAACAUAUCACAAAUUUGAAAUUCAUCUGAAAUUUCAAGUCUUCAUCUCAACAACACGUGUUUCUGCAUAUCGAAAUUCAGUUGAAUUCACCGAUCCAUGACGAAUCAUCGAUUUGGAGACGAUAAUCUACAACUGAUAGACUUUUCUGAAGAAGAUGAUUAUUUAAUCGCGGUUCCUUAUCGCGCUUCUCUCGAAGAUCUUCGACUUUCAGUAUCAUUUGAUAAUGUAAAUGGGCAGAGUAAUCACAUUCUAUCCGAAUCAGUAGACCCAAGAAGACAAAGUUUUUUGCGUAAAAGCUUAGCGUGGGAUAGUGCCUUCUUCACGAGUGCAGGUGUGUUGAAUCACGAAGAGUUGUUUUUGAUAAAUCAAGGCUUCAAGAAAACCGAAUCAAACCAGCCAUCUCCUACAACUCAAAAGGAUAGCAAAAGAUCAAAAACUCCAACCAACAAUGGUGGAACAGCAUGCAGCCAAUCAAAUGCGUUCUCAUGCAAGAAAAUGAAUAGCUGCCCUCAAAAUAAGGUGAAAUCGGUUCGACCUCUAAAGGGUCAGAGUCCCAAUCUACAAGGAACAAGUGGUAUUCCUAAAACGAGGAUAACAGAUCACCAAGUUAUGCAGGACAAGGUGUCAAGUCUUCCAAAGCUCUUCUCAUCUAGACAGACUAACAACAAUGUAGCUGGUGAAGGAUCACACAGUGGUAAAACGGGAAACAAAACCAGAAAGGCGGGAACAGCACAAGAGUUGACUGCGUCCAAGAAGUUUCGAUCAGGAGACUUAUUUGGUCUUCCUAAGUCAAUCUCUUUUACAUCCCCUACAACCGAAAAGAAUUCAAAACUUCAUCGUUCAUAUGAAUCAUCUUCUAGUGCUUCUUCUUCCAAGAAGACGUUAUCUAAGUUUAUCAAACGGAAAGUCAACCCCAAAAACAUGAAACCGGUCAACUCUCCUUCCUCGGUCCAUCAUCCUUUGUCGUCUACAUGUUCUUCUAACACAUCUCCUGCUAGCUCUGUUGAUGGAUGGCUUUCAGAAUCGUUAUCUUCAGCUAGCAUACCGGUACUAGAUUUUCGGUCUCAAAAUUCUGAGGGAAGAAAGUUUGUUGGUCAAAAGGCCACAAGAUCCUCAAUAGGGACCGGCCCGUUUUCUGGUGGACCAAAAAGAAAGAUAAAACCUUCGGGUCUACGUUUGCCAUCUCCAAAGAUCGGAUUCUUUGAUGAGGAACCGAUCUUUAACCGAAGUACGCAAGACCAUUUUGGGGGACUGAGUCCUCCGCCUAACGGAAACGCAUCAAACAAAUUGCAGUUAAAGCGCGAUGGGCAAACACCGAAAGAGAUUUUAAAGAUGAAUUUAGAUCGAAAACGGCAGAAAGAUGACAGCGGUUCGUUUCAAGCCGAGAAGGAGAACGUGUGUAGUUUUGAAGAUCAAGUGAAUGGUUUAAGUAGACAGUUGGAGGUUAUUGAUCUUGCAGCUGCUGCUGAGCAUAGUACACCUUGCUCAAGAACUCCUUUAGCAAAAAAGAAGUUUGGUAAGUGAUUAUUUUUUUUACUUUUAAUUUUUAAAUCAAAAUUUGUUAUGAUUUGACGCUUUGAGUUCUAUGUUUGAAAACAAAACAUGUUUUUAUUAACAAGCGAAUUAGAUUAUGAGUUGAUGAA
This is a messenger RNA of Helianthus annuus (common sunflower), 1689 nucleotides long. RefSeq lists its product as uncharacterized. The transcript is spliced from 8 exons. NCBI's taxonomy places the organism in Eukaryota, Viridiplantae, Streptophyta, Magnoliopsida, Asterales, Asteraceae. The coding region runs from base 143 to 1570 and encodes 475 amino acids. Gene Ontology annotation, molecular function: microtubule binding. The record is from RefSeq and is a predicted model, not a curated record.